Molecule: messenger RNA, 1645 nt
Organism: Racocetra fulgida
Lineage: Eukaryota; Fungi; Glomeromycota; Glomeromycetes; Diversisporales; Gigasporaceae
Source: the annotation of a GenBank genome assembly
AUGCAAGAAUAUGCUAUGAUAAUGAAAUAUACAAUUCAUGGUGAUCUUAAGAAAUUUCUCACUAAUAAUAAACAGAAAUUUCUCACUAAUAAUAAUCUCUCAUGGAUAAAGAGAAUCGAAAUUCUUCAAAACAUUGCAAAAUCUUUAAAUGAACUUCACAAUUUAAAUAUUGUACAUCGAGAUUUUCAUUGUGGAAAUAUCCUUGUUGACGACAAUACAAGGAUUUUUAUUAGUGAUUUUGGGCUUUCAAUGUUUAUUAACGAACUUGAACCUUCAGGCGUUUUGCCUUAUAUUGCACCAGAAGUUCUCACUGGAAAACCAUAUACAAAAAAGUCUGACAUCUAUAGUUUAGGGAUAAUUAUGUGGGAAUUAACAUCUCUUGACCGUCCAUUCUCAGAUCGAACACAUGAUGGAUUUUUAGCAAUAGAAAUUAUUCAUAAUCUUCGUCCAAAAAUCGUAGAGGGGACCCCAGAAAUUUAUCAAGAUAUAAUGAAACAGUGUUGGGAUGAUGAUCCAUUAAAAAGGCCAGAUCUGUCGCAAUUGAUAAAGGAUUAUGAAAAUAUGAUCAAGGAUAUGGAAGAGCAAUCAUCCAUAGGUAAUAUGGAACCAUUACUCCCGCCUGUUAUUCAAAUAUCUAUAAAUAAUUUAGUAAUAUCAUUUUCUAGAACAGUAUCACCAUCCAAUACCCCAAUUUCGUUAUCUAGAUCAUCGUCUGAAUAUAAAACUGAUAUUCCAAAAAUAGAUGAGGGAAGUGAUGAAGAUCUUGAAAAUAUUGAUCCCUCAUUUAACAAGAUGCGCGAUUUAUUAAGUUCAUUGAUACAUGAAGCCACAGAAGCAGUAGAAGCUCCCGUUAAAGGGCGUGAGAAGAAGAAACGUGCGCCUUCAACUACAAGUCAACAAUCAUUUGACUUUGGGGACAUUAAUGAUAUGCUUGAUGAAUUAGAAGAAGAUGAUGAAUACGAGUAUGAAGAUUCGGAUGAUGAGGAAGAAGAAGAACAAAAUGAAUCUUUAGAUGAAGAAAAUGAAGAGCCUCGAGGAAGAGGUUGUAAAAGAGAAAAGUCACAUAAGCGACAAAAGAGUGUACACGAAGAAAGAUUUGAACAAGGAAUGUUGGAAUUUAAUAGGAGUAUUGCAGAUUUUUCCACACUUGUUGAUGCAAUAACAACAGAAGAUAAUAUGCAAGAAUAUGAUCCUUGUAUACAAUAUGUGGAUCCAACUGACCAACUCAUACGAUAUCCUGACACACUCAUACGAUAUCCUAACACACUUAUACGAUAUCCUGACACACUUAUACAAAAUCCAAGCGAAAACCUUGUCGAAUAUUUUGCACAACUAUAUCGUCUUCUUAUACGCACACUCAUUCUUCCAUUCUUACUUAUACGUACUCUCAUUAUUCCAUUCGUACUUAUCAUUUACUAUUUCAUAAUCGAAUUUUUUAAGACAUCAAAUUCAUCAAGAAGCAUGACAAAUAUUACAGUUAUUCUUUCAUAUCUUAAUAUUGCCAUUGAAACAUCAAUAUCCGAGUUUGUCGAAACUACUUAUGCAAGACCCACACGUUAUCGUUAUGGAUCAGAUGAUGAAAUAUUUUCGCCUAAAAAUACAUAUCUCAAUUCAGAAUUAAUUGAACAUGUGCAUGAUGAACAUG